GGUCAAUCCGCCGUUAUUAAACGCCACAGACUGUGCUCAGACUCUCUGUGUUAAACGAGUUCGUCUUCUUCGAGCUUCUGUUAGGCGGUCGACAAUACCAAAGCCGCUUAUAGAGCCACAAAAUCCUCCUGGAACGUCCUCACUUUAGCCAAUGUCGAUAAAUUCAAACAUGCGAGCGAGCGUGCUUGACAGGGGGCAGGCACAGUAGUUCACAUGUUCGCUUCUGUACGGGUUGAGGAUUGCACACCUGAAAUUGGAAGUUGAUCGAAUCUACAUAGACUUCCUUAGGUAUGAAGUACCUCCUGGUCGCUGUCUCCACUUAACAAACGGUCGUAUCGUUCUCUUACUUGAAACCCAACCUCUCAACACUUACUUCGUCGCAAUGGCGGAACGCUUCCUGAUGUCGAGGCAAGCAGGAGGGCCGCCCACGAUGCCACUGCGGUCGCCUGAGUAUAUGGCGGAAAACCUGGCACCGCAGUUACUGGCGGUGACAACAUCGCUCUUUGCACUCGCAAUGGCCACGGUACUUGCGCGGUUGUACGUUCGCAUCUUCACGAUGAAGAUCUUUGGAUGGGAUGACGUGAUGAUGACCAUUUCAGCGUGUCUCAGUAUAUCAUGCCUAGGACUAUUCAUCAAAGUCACCGAUCUCGGACUUGGUCGGCAUGCGGAAGCAUUUCCUCUGCAGAACCUAUUUCCAUUCUUCAAGUUCAUGUACUUCUACUCGAUCCUGAUCAUCUUCGCAUACAGCUUCAUCAAGUUGUCGAUCGGCUUCUUCCUGCUACGUUUGGCAGACCGGACAAAAUGGAGGCCCUUCCUCAUUGGCAUGCUGGUCUUUAUUGGCUGCUUCACAGUUGGCUCAACAUUCGCCAUCAUCUUCCAGUGUACACCAAUAGCAGCAGGAUGGGACUACACUCUACGUCCUCCAACCGGCGACGGUAAGUGUUACGACGCAACCAUCUUCAAGAACGUCGGCGUCUUCAACUCCUCCAUCAACAUCGCCACCGACCUCAUCUUCGCCCUGAUCCCAAUCCCCAUGGUCUGGAAAUUGCAAGUGAACCUGCAAACCCGCAUCGGCCUGGCUGUAAUCCUCAGCCUGGGCCUCUUCGCCUCCGCAAUCGCAAUCUACAAAACGCCCAUGCAAGCCAACUUCCUCAAGGAGAGUGAUUGGAGUGGCCACGGAUCCUGGUACUAUAUCUGGCAGCAAGUCGAAAUGAACGUAGGCAUCAUAGCCUCCAACCUCCCCACCCUCAAACCCCUCUUCGCGAACUUCUUCGGCCACAUGCGCACCUUUACCAAAGGUCGCUCUACCGGUUCGCGCUCCGGCCCAGGUCUUUCUGGGCCCUUCAAGUCGAACGGGUACCACCGACAGGAUGACCGCCAUACUGGGACUGGAGGCCAAGACAACUACGCCAUGCACGACGUCAGCACGAACGCCGAGUCGAAGAAGAAGGAUAGCUAUGACGAGAUUCUUGUGCUGGGCAAGGAGAACUAUGACGUUGAUGUAGGGAGGAGGCACAGUGCGGCGGGGGCAAGUGAUGAGAGUAUUCUUGCGCAUGAGGCGCCGUUGAGUCCGAGGUCGCAUGGACUGGGGAGGAAUCUCACGAUUCUGAAGACGACGGAAGUACGAGUGAGCAAGAGUUAUGAGCAGUCAUAAGUAGAUGACUGCUUUUGAGUCGAAUGGCGAGAAAAUCGUGCUUGUUUGCUUCUAGUCUGUGGUAUGUAUGUCUACCGGGAAUCUUU
This is a messenger RNA of Macroventuria anomochaeta, 1740 nucleotides long. RefSeq lists its product as uncharacterized. The record is from RefSeq and is a predicted model, not a curated record. The transcript is spliced from 7 exons. NCBI's taxonomy places the organism in Eukaryota, Fungi, Ascomycota, Dothideomycetes, Pleosporales, Didymellaceae. Bases 383 to 1654 code for a protein of 423 amino acids.